Lactuca virosa is the source of this 591-nucleotide messenger RNA. The record is from the annotation of a GenBank genome assembly. Lineage: Eukaryota; Viridiplantae; Streptophyta; Magnoliopsida; Asterales; Asteraceae.
AUGGUUAUAAAAGUGGAGAAAGGAGAUAUUAUGGUAACUAGAGAAUCGCUUAAUGAAAUGCUGGGAAUUCCAAUGAAUGGAAAAAGAAUUGAAGAACUUGGUUAUAGAGAUCGUUCAGAUACAUGGUAUAAUAAUUGGGCUAUACAAUUUGAUGAUGUUUUAAAUUUGAGAAUGACACAACUACGAAAUUCAAUUGUGUCUACAUCAUUAGCUGAUAUGAAUUUCAUAGUUUUGUUUGUAAAUACUCUUUGUGAAUCAAGUUCAAGCGGUGUAUGCAACAUUAACAUAUUAAAGCACAUAUCAAGUGGAACUGAUAUCAAAAGUAUUGAUUGGUGCUCAUAUGUUUUGGAUUGCCUCAUCAACAUGAGUAGUUCAUUUGAACCUUACAAUGAUAAAAAAUACUUUUUCGGACCUUCUGCACAUCUCUUGUUGUUGUAUCUUGACAAUAUUGAUUCUGAUGAAUUAAAGGUUGAGCGGACAAGACCAGUCAUUUGUUAUUGGAGCUCAGAAAAGAUAAAAUAUCGUGAAAAUCUGGAAAUGACUAUUGGAAGAUUUGGUUUUGGAGAUAUAAAUCCUCCUUUUGUAACAUAA